This is a messenger RNA of Stylonychia lemnae, 1938 nucleotides long. NCBI's taxonomy places the organism in Eukaryota, Ciliophora, Spirotrichea, Sporadotrichida, Oxytrichidae. The record is from the annotation of a GenBank genome assembly.
AUGCAGGUUUCAAACACUUAACUCGAGCAGGUCAAGUCACUCCUAAAGGAUCACUUAGAAUCGCAUAAAUUCUUUGACAAUCUCAAAUCAGCAAUUGCUAAAGAUCCAAAGCACUCAAACCUUGAUAGAAACGCCAUAAUUGAGAAACUUAGAAGUGAAGGAGUCCUAAAUGAUAUAUUACAGUAAAUUCCAGUCAAGAAAUAAGCAAGUCAGGCUGAGCAAUCAGCGAAAGUGCAGGCUUAUGAAGUGAAAAAGAAGGAAAAAACUGGAAUUACAGUAAAGCUGUUCAACAAUGAAAACUUAGAUCCAGGUCGCAGAUACCUUAGUGUCAAGGUUGUUCAUUUGAAGGCAUUUAUAGAUUUUAUGAAUGUUAGGGAUGAUGAGUAUGUCUUUGUCACUAUUCAAUUUCUCCGAUAGAGGUUCCAAACUUAGAUUCAAUUAGCUGGAGUUGAUGUUGAAUUUGAUGACGAAACUUACAUCUUUGAUUUUGUGGGAGCAGAUAAUGACUAGGUGAAGUUUGACCCGACACUGCUCUUGAAGUUAAACCAAAUGGUUCAUAUAACAAUACUAAGACAGAGGAAAAAUGAAAAGGCAGUAGUUAUGGGGACUAAAAACAUAGAUUGGAGACCAUUAUUGCAUUCAAAUGCAAUUGAAAUUAAUGCUGAAAUUUUGCCUGUUGAUUUAACUCACCAGGGAUCACUUGGAGUCAUUUAGUUGCACAUGGAUAUAAUUCCCCAGUUAUCUAAAGUGGAAAUCUUAAAUGAAGACUCAGUGAUGAAGUAAUUAUAAUUAGAGAAGAAGUUUGAAACUGAAAGCUUACAGAAAUUCUUAGACUAUGCAAAUGAAUGGUGGAAUGAGUAUAAAAUGAUAAGGCAUUAACACAAGACAAGACUAGUCAAAAUUUUCGCAGAGACUGAUGACAGAGAGGCAUCAGUGUAUAAGCCAGUAUGCUCAUUAGUGUAGCCUAUGAUUGCUGAUAGAGUAGGCAAUCUUGACACACCUUUACAUGCAGCUAGACUUGUCAGUCUAAUCCCCUUCUAAAGGCUUGAAGCACCAGGUAAAGAUAAGGUAGAAGUAUGGCACUCAAUUUAAAGCUUUUUGUCAAGAGGAUGUGGGGAUUCUGAGGAUCAUGCUGUCUUACUCUGCAAUUUAUUACUUGGUUUUGGUCUGGAAGCUUAUAUUUGUAUUGGUACUAAUAGUGAGGGUAGCCAUGCUUGGGUCCUUACUAAAUCCUUGGUAGAGGCUUCUGGUAAGAAAAAGGUCUAAUUUUGGGAAUCAUUAACUGGGUAGAAAUUAGAGUUUGAAGAUCCAAGAGUACAUAGAUUCUAUAGAACAAUUGGCUGUGUAUUUAAUCAUAAAUACUUCUUUGCAAAUGUUCAAGCAGACGAUAGAGUUAUAAAUACAAACUGGAACUUUGAAGAUGAGUUUAUGUGGAAAGGAAUGUAACCUUAAAUGAUUAACAUGCUUUCUCCUUCAUAAGGAAUUGGAUAUCUGAUGCCAAGUAGUAUGAAUAAUAUAGCAAAUGAGGAGAGAUCUAUUGAAAAUAUAUUAAAGGAAAAGAUUGGAAGUGUCAGAAUGAAUGAUGAACACAUUUCAACUAGUUGGGAUAAUCAUCUAUCAUAUUUAUUGUCAACAGCCCUUCUUAACUACGAGAUGGAAAGAAUCGGUGGAGUAACAUUUGCCAAUGAAGAAUUCUAAGCUUCUAUAAAGAAUCAUGUCCCAGAAGGUCAUGUAUUCAAAGCUCUGCCGGUUUAAUUCACUCACUUUGAUACAGAGAGAAUGAUUCAUCACAUCUAUAACAAUAAAGUAGGCAAGGAAGUCAUGCUUGCCAGAGGAGAUUAAAUGAAACAUGCAGUUAGAGUUAAAAUAGUUCCUUAUCCUGAAAACGUUUGCGCAGUCUGGGUUAUGGUAGCUUGCAGAUACAGAUCGAUACACUGA